ACCUAAGCCACAAAUCCUCCACCUUUUGCCACUUGAGCUAGGCCUUGGGGGCUCAUUGGGAACAAUUAGAGUUAGUAUUUUUUGCUCUUCCUUAUCUUUUUUUCUCAUCUUAUAAGCUUGGAUAAUAUUUUUUUUUGAUGACUGUGGUGUCCGGGCCAGCUUUCGCGCACCUCGACUAAUUCCACGGGAUACCUACUACCUACCACCAACAACAGGUACCAAGUAAGUCCAUCAAGGCUAGGACAGAUGGGAAGAAUCAACUAGUUUUUUUGUCUCCACUAAGUUUCUGAAAUGAGACCUCAGGGUUAUCAACCACUUCAUUGACCACUAGGCCACACCCUUGGAUGAUAAGCUUGGAAAAUAUCACCACCUGGAUUCUGGUGAUUUCUUGGUGAGAGGUUGUUGAAAAGCAUGAUGUUUUGUUGAACUAGAGUUCCAUCAUUUUCAUUCAUUUCUUGAAGUUCAGAGUUGAUUCUUCUUCUUGGCAUUAGGUGAUCAGUUGGAAGGCAAUGAGGAGGAGCAUGAGAAAUAUCGAGCUAUGACUGUAAAAUUUAUCAGGAAUAACCGUGAUACGUUUGAGCCUUUUAUUGAAGAUGAUGUACCAUUUGAUGAAUAUUGUGAGUCCAUGGAGAAGGAUGGCACUUGGGCUGGACAUAUGGAAUUACAAGCAGCUUCUCUUGUUACUCAUACCAAUAUAUGCAUUCACCGACAUAUGUCACCUCGCUGGUACAUACAGAAUUUUGACAACCGUGAAUCUCGGAUGCUUCAUCUUUCUUAUCAUGACGGAGAGCAUUACAAUAGCAUCCGGCUAAGGGAAGAUUCUUGCACUGGACCAGCUAGCCCGAUUAUUAUCAAGGCUGAUGCUGAUCUUUCAGCAAAAUCUCGUGAAUCUAUAGCUGCUGCCAAGUCUAAGGGAGACACUAGUCGGAAUAUGGUUCCAGUAGGAUCAGUCAAAAUGGUUAUGGCUGGAAGUGGGUGUGAUAACAAACAAAAAGUGGAGCAGGUUUUACGACAAGUUGGUGGUGAUGUUGAUGCUGCAAUAGAAUUUCUAAUCGCAGAACAAGGAUCUGAGGACCAGUUAAAUGCAAAUGAUAACAUUUCUUCUCUGGCAAGCACUUCACAAGGGUCUCCAGGAGAGCAUGCUAUCAAAUCUGGAGACUCACCUUGUAAAAAAGGUUCCUCUGACUGUAGUGUAAAAGGAGCUUCUGAUGAACACACCUCCCAGGAAGAUGAAAAGAAAAUUCCAAGAAAUAAGGCCUGUCCCUGUGGUUCAAAGAAGAAAUACAAGUCUUGCUGUGGAUCAGUUGCUGGAAAACAUCCUACUAGCUUUACAGUCAACCAUACAAUUGAUUAUGGAAAGGAUCGGAGAGACAAAAAGCAAGGAAAGAAAGUUCCACCUGUCAAUGUUACGACUUCAAAACAAUCUGAUGCAAGGCCACCUGACAUGGGCGCGCUUUGUAUAUAGUCAGUAUUUUUGAGGUUUUCAUGUUCAUACCAAUUUAUCCUCGGCUUUAGAAUAUGGAUGAGAUGUCACAAUUUCCCUGUGGCUGGCUCACAAACAUGAUUUCUUGAGGCUUGAUCUCCCAAAGUACCGUAUUUGAUAUUUCGUAGUUGCUGAUUAUUCCAUAUACUGUUUUGGAGGACCAUCAGAUCCUACAGUACUUUGUGAUCCUCCAAGGACUUGAUUCAUUGGAAGUGGGAACAUGGAGUGAGAAUCCAAGAGGAAUUCAAUCAACUAAUUAUUGAUUUGUGAGGAAUGACUUCCAUUCAUUUUCAAGAGUACCUUGGUAUUGGCUGGUGCAACUCGCAAAACCUAUUUUAUACUCUUCAGGACUUUUAACAUAUCUGGUUUCCGGUCCUAUUUCAAUUACUUAGUUCCUUUGGUUGUUUGGAGUGAGAAGUGAAAAAUGGAACAAGCGAAAUCGUUCUGGAGAACAGUUGACUUACGCAGCCAGAUCCAAGCAUUUCCUUGAGAUAAAAUAUGGCGAGUAUGAGAGAAAUGUAAUUGAUUGCAAGUGAACGCUCGUUUGUGCCUGAACUGCCAUUUUCCCCUUUGACUGGUGGCAUUGUUAGCUUUUUAAUGGCAUCAGUUUUUUUUUUCCUAAUAUUUUGUUAUGUUUAAGUUUUGCUUUAAUGCAUUGCUGUUGGUGUAGUUGAAGUUAUUCCAACUGUGUGUAUCAUCCAAUAUCCACCAAUAUCUAGGAUUUAUAUUA
Solanum tuberosum (potato) is the source of this 2213-nucleotide messenger RNA. RefSeq names its product OTU domain-containing protein 3. The record is from RefSeq and is a predicted model, not a curated record. The transcript is spliced from 11 exons. Gene Ontology annotation, molecular function: cysteine-type deubiquitinase activity. Gene Ontology annotation, biological process: protein deubiquitination. Lineage: Eukaryota; Viridiplantae; Streptophyta; Magnoliopsida; Solanales; Solanaceae. The coding region runs from base 539 to 1465 and encodes 308 amino acids.